Molecule: messenger RNA, 4950 nt
Organism: Dunckerocampus dactyliophorus (ringed pipefish)
Lineage: Eukaryota; Metazoa; Chordata; Actinopteri; Syngnathiformes; Syngnathidae
Gene: smg7
Product: SMG7 nonsense mediated mRNA decay factor
Exons: 23
Coding region: 569-3988 (1139 amino acids)
Biological process (GO): nuclear-transcribed mRNA catabolic process, nonsense-mediated decay
Cellular component (GO): telomerase holoenzyme complex
Molecular function (GO): telomeric repeat DNA binding; protein binding; telomerase RNA binding
Source: RefSeq, a predicted model, not a curated record
GUCAGACAGGAACAAUAUGGCUGCGGCGGCGGAGUUGGCGUUUGAGCUCGUCGUAGCCUGAAAGCAGGCGAGCGGACAGGAUGAGCCUCUGUUCCCAGUACUUACGACAGGCAGAAGCCCUGAAGGCUGACAUGACCGGAUGGUUGACCCACAGCUGGAAUAUUGCUUCAGAUGACUUCUAGCAAAAGCCAGGCAGAUGUUUGUUGCUCAGCAGUGGAGUUAUUUGGCCAUAUGGAUAUUGAAUAUGCCUGGAGAAAGAAAGGAGACGUAUACAAGCCAAAGACCACUGUGCCGACCAUCAAGUAUGGUGGUGGGAACAUCAUGCUAUGGGGAUAUUUCUCUUCCAAGGGCACAGGGAACCUCGAGGAAAACAGCCAACCUGUCCCAGCUUGAGACUUUCGUCAAGGAGUUUCCGUAUUGUUGUUUUUGAAUUUGUUGAUCACAUAUACCAACUGCACGUCAUAAACAAACUUGACAAAAUGCAUUCAUUUCAUCACAAAAAAACUCCAAGUUGGUAGCAGCCGAGGCGUGGACGUCCCGUCAGGCCCUUCAGGACCUGUACCAGAAGAUGCUGGUCACAGACUUGGAGUACGCCCUAGACAAGAAGGUGGAGCAGGACCUGUGGAACCACGCCUUCAAGAAUCAGAUCACCACCUUGCAGAGCCAGGCCAAAAACCGAGCCAAUCCCAACCGCAGUGAGGUGCAGGCUAACCUGUCUUUGUUCCUCGAGGCAGCCAGUGGAUUCUACACACAGUUGUUACAGGAGCUGUGCACUGUCUUCAACGUGGACCUGCCGUGUCGCGUCAAGACGUCCCAGCUUGGCAUUAUCAGCAACAGACAGAACAACGGCAGCGCAAUUGUCACACCGCAGCCCAGCUCAUGCUCAUACAUCUGCCAGCACUGCUUGGUGCACCUGGGCGAUAUCGCGCGCUACCGCAACCAGACCAGCCAGGCUGAGUCAUACUAUCGACACGCCGCUCAGCUGGUCCCAUCCAACGGUCAGCCUUACAACCAGCUAGCCAUUCUGGCAUCCUCCAAAGGAGACCACCUGACCACCAUCUUCUACUACUGCCGCAGUAUCGCUGUCAAGUUCCCCUUCCCAGCAGCCUCCACCAACCUGCAGAAAGCGCUGUCCAAGGCUCUGGAAAGCCGUGAGGAUGUGAGAAGCAAGUGGAGUGUGUCGGACUUCAUCAAGGCCUUCAUCAAGUUUCACGGCCAUGUGUACCUGGGUAAGAGUGUGGAUCAGCUCGAUGCUCUGAGGGAGCGCUUGGAGGAGAAUUUCCAGAGACUGAUCCUCCAGAAGGCCUUCAGCUCUCAACAGCUGGUCCACAUUACCGUCAUCAACCUCUUUGAGCUGCACCACCUCAGAGAGCUGGCAGCCGACGGCGCAGAGCAGCAAGUCAGCUGGUUCCAGCUGCUCGGCCUCUUCAUGUCCUUCCUGGGGAUCAUGUGCAGGCGGGUUCUGCUCAACAAGAACCGCGAUGAGGAGGUGGCUGGAGAGUGUCCUCUGCCAGCCAUCAAAAUUUCUCUGGACUGGCUCAGGCUGAGACCCGGCAUGUUCCAUGAGGCCGCCGUGGAUGAGAGGCAGCACGUCUGGCCCUGGCUGGUCUCCAUCCUCAACAGCUUCCACCCCAAAAACCACCACGUGUCCAGCUGCUCAGUGACCCCGCUGCCAGAAGAGUUUGAGCUUCAAGGCUUCCUGGCCCUCCGACCUGCUCUCAGGUCUCUGGACUUCACCAAAGGUCACCAGGGCGUCCCGGUGGACCGAGAUGUUCUGCUGCUCCGCACCAGACAUCAGAGGCUCAUCACUUUAGGAAAGUGGGUUGCUGAUAACCAGCCGGGACUGAUACAGUGUCGUGUUGGCGAUGACGAUCUCCUAUUCUUCAUCACUGACAUUCCCGAGCAGGCCAUCGAGGAGCCUGCAGAAAAGGAGCCGUGUGUGCUGCAGGAGGCCUCCAAUGGCGAGCAGGUUAUCGGCGAGGGUGCUAACACUGGCCUCAAGUCCGUGCUCUCAGUGGGAAAGGCUCAGAACUCGUGGUCGGAUGGUGCCGAUAGACCUGUCGUCACCUUCAAGGAAAACAUCAAACCGCGGGAGCAAAACCGCGAGUCAGCUCGCGGCCCUCAUCAGAAAGAUAGUGGUAAGGAGCGCCGUGACUUUGCCAAAGGCAAUGGGACUUCUGGGAAAAGCGAGCUGAAGAGAGAUGGAAAGAGGAAGUGCGAGCUGAAGAAAGUCUGCCAGGAGAAAGUUUCAGAUGCUGGAAAACAGGUGAAAGCUCAGACAGAACUUAGGAAGACUCCGGUCUCUGAGGCCAAGAAGACCCCCGCUACUCAAACUCAAGCCACAUGCUCUUCCCAGUUCAUUCCCAUCCAUCAUCCCGGAGCCUUUCCACCUCUGCCUAGUCGACCUGGCUUCCCUGCAUCUGCCUUUGUCAUCCCUCCCCCGGUGGCGUUCCCGGGCUUGCAAGUGAAUCCAGGCUUCACCUUCUCUACAGGGGUGUCCGUGCCGGGACCUUUCCUGCAGACUGCUGUGCACACACAGGCGGGCUCGCAGGUUCAGAGUGGGAAGCAAUCCCACAUCCCUUACAGCCAGCAGAGGCCCUCAGGUCCGGCUCAGGGGCCGGGCUCCUCAGGCCAGGGCCCCGUGGCCCCAGGCCCCCUCCAGGGCCAGCAGCCCCCUUCCCAGCUGCAGGUGCAGGUGGUGAGCCAGCAGUCUCCCACCAAGCCUGUCCAGCAGGUCGGGAUGGGCAAGAGUCCGCCCCACCACUCGGGCCUGCAGCAGCCGUUCCUGCAGCUCCAGGACCAGCAGAUGUGGAGUCAAAAUCAAGCGGCGCUACAGAAGAUUCCAGCCAUACCAAUGUCAUUGAAGCAGCAGCAGUUCUACUUGGCGCCCCAGGACCCCGUCAAAGUGUAUGAUCACCAGCUGGCACCGCAGACAGCCACCAUGGACAAGAAGAUGAAGUUCCCGCCCUACUGGGACCCUUCCUUCCGAGUGGGCGAUGGGCCGGCCGCCAUGGUCGACAGGAUAAAGAGGCCUCAGAUUGCGUGUCCAGAGCAAGACGUCGGCGGGCCCAGAGGACCUCCGUUUGAGGACAAGAGCUCGCCUCUUCUACCUCCUGACCUCUUAAAAACGCUUGCCGAUUUUGAGGAGGAGGAGGAGCUCGUCUUUUCUAAGCCUCCUGAUUUCUUCCAGGCUUUGGCCGGCCCUCUUAGUACACUUCCUGGACCAAAUAUCUUUCUACCAAACCAGACCAGGAUGGAGAGCGGCCCGGAGGUGGUCAGCCAUUCGUCUUCCCUCCUACCCAUGUCUGGCCUCCCCUUGCAGGAAUACAACCAGAACAGUAUCUUCAGUCAAGCCUACGGGAAGAACCUGGCAGCCGGCUCCAAGUCUGACGCUCCCAUGAUGCACCAGGAGCCGUCACUCUACUCGCUCUUCGAGUGGACACCCUGGUCCCCCUCCCUUCACACAAAUUCAGAUCACUCCACGCCGGCCAGCCAAUCACCUCACUCGUCCAACCCCAGCAGCUUGCCGAGCUCACCGCCCACCCACAACCAUGCAGCCACACAGUUUUCCAACUUCGGGCCCAUCGGUACACCAGACAGCCGAGAGCGGCGCACGGUGGACCGCUGGAAGGCUGAGAAGACGGGUGAGGGCGGGGCCUCGACCUCAAUGUGUUGGAUACUCGGCCUCCACACCCUGACGGACGCUUGUGUAUGUUUGUCAGGGGGUAUGAGUGACUUUGGUCUGGACUACCUGCCAACUUCCUCCGCUUCAGACACAAGCUGGCACCAAGUCCCGUCUGCUGGCAGUUCCUGGACCAAUCAGGAGUCUCCAAUGGAAGAGUCAUCCUCCACGGUGCUGCUGGACAGCUUCAAGUCCAUCUGGUCCAGCUCCAUGAUGCAGCCUGGCCCAUCUGCCCUGGAGCAGCUGCUCCUGCAGCAGAAGCAGAAGCAGCAGCGAGGUCACGGUGCCAUGAACCCACCUCACUGAGGGACCGGCGAGGCAGCGCUCGGCGCUUGGAGACCAACCCCUCAACACGAGUUUGAAGAAGACCAGCUCCAAUUAACACGCUAAUCAUAGCUGUGCAAUGUGGUGGACGCUGGGGAGGCCAUGACUCUCCUCCCACAGCCGAUCUGGCUGAAACUCCACCCCCACGCUCCCUCGACUGUCGAGGAGUGGGACGCGUCUCAUGGAUCGCAGGAUGUCAGAUCACAGCCUGAGAUCCCACCACACAUAUACAUACACACACACACACACACACACACACACACACACUGGUGGCACCGCCCCCACCUUUCUUCAUCCUGGACGUCCCCUCAGUUUGUUGUUUAGCAUCUUUGCUGCCACAGGCUGAAGAAGUGCGAGGGGGAGCGAGGACCCUGUGGUGGUCAGGUGACCAGGGGGCCGGAAUUCCACACUGAACUUGUCAUUGUUUUUUCUUGGUGGGGAGGAGGAUAAACACAUGAGUUUCCAAGAUGGAGGAGACACAGCGGCCUAGAAGGCGGCGGAGCAAGAAGAAAAGCACGUAGUUAGUCAUUUGUUUGUAAACGUUGUAGCUGAUAUAAUCCUGCUCGCUAGCUUAGCCUGCGUUAGCUUUUGUUGCUCUUCCGCCAUUUUAGCUCAUGCUCUGACAGGAAAUUGUCUCGGUUGCCUUUUUAAUGACUUGUCACUUUUUAAGCAAAUGAUAGCAGGACGGAGCAAAUGGCCUCCAGUCAGACCAGUCACAUAACCAGGAGAACAUCUUUAUUCUGAAAGGAUUUGACCAAGGAAAUGAAAGCAUCCACCAGAAGGCAGUGAGUGACCCCGCCUUCAUUGUGCAGCUUUUUCAUGCAUGAUGAUGUCCACGGUUAGCUUGCUAAUGCUUUCCUGCUGCGCUUGCAGUGCAUAGGGAGGAAUGUGAGGAAGACGAGCGUCUUGUUCUGUUUUGUGUCGUUGCUGCAAAUAAACAUGAG